CCAAGCUUUCUAAGAGAGAAGAAAAAAAAAAAAGUCAGCAUUUCAAGCACUUCUCCACAACCAAUUCAAAUGUUCAUCUCCAAAUUUAGCCACAUUCUUCAUUGGGAAAUUCCUAUAAAUUAGCGAUCCUUGCCUUGCCUGAGAGAAGAGACCUUUAUGUAUGUGUAUGUACACAGAUCACAUCCCUUCUGAUCACUCUUUGCUUUCUCUUCUACCCCCAUCUCUCGAUCUCCACAAGUAGUAGAUAUGGUCAGCAAAGACACGGCAAGAACCAUUGUGGGCAUCAUCGGCAACAUUAUAUCGUUUGGCCUAUUUGCCUCGCCUAUCCCAACAUUUAAGAAAAUAUACCAUGAAAAAACAGUGGGUGGGUUCAAACCAGACCCCUAUCUUGCAACUGUGUUGAAUUGCAGCCUGUGGGUGCUAUAUGGCCUUCCUUUUGUCCAUCCAGAUAGCGUUUUGGUUAUCACAAUCAAUGGCAUUGGGCUUGUCAUGGAGAUCAUUUACGUGUCCAUCUUCUUUACAUACUCAGACUGGGCAAAAAGGAAAAAGAUCGUGAUGGCUCUUCUGUGCAUAGUGAUCUUUGUUGCUGCCGUGGCCGGCAUUACUAUGGGAGCUUUCCACACUCACCAUGACAGAUCUAUGUUUGUUGGGAUUUUAUGUGUUGUGUUCAAUGUUGUUAUGUACGCUUCACCGCUCACUGUCAUGCGACGAGUCAUCAGGACGAGGAGCGUCAAGUAUAUGCCAUUCUUCUUGUCUUUGGCAAACCUCAUGAAUGGAAUUGUUUGGCUCAUUUACGCCCUCAUUAAAAUAGAUGCCUACAUAAUGAUUCCCAAUGCUUUGGGAACCAUUUCAGGGUUGGUGCAAAUGGUCCUCUACGCUGCCUUCUACAAGUCAACCCCAAGGGAAGAAGAAGAGGUGAAGAAGAUACAAGAGGUUCAACUCUCCGGGAUCUAAUUACAGCACCAAGAAAUUUUCUCAUCAAGGAGAUUCUCCUUUAGGUUUUCUGUUCAUUUUUCUAUUUCUUUUUCUUUUUUUAUUCCUUUUGAGCAUUUGUCCAACUUUAAUUUCAAAGGGAAUAAGAUAACAAAACAAGAAAGAAAAAGGAAAACAAGAAAGAAAAACAGAAAAAGAGAUGGAGUUAGCUUACCUUGUGUUUAAUUGCCAUCUUGUUUCUUGUGGCGUUGUGGGGUAUGUCUGUUUCGAUUUUAUUAAUGUAAUUACUAUUCCACAGCAAGGCUUAAGAUU
Vitis riparia (riverbank grape) is the source of this 1245-nucleotide messenger RNA. RefSeq names its product bidirectional sugar transporter SWEET5-like. Bases 247 to 954 code for a protein of 235 amino acids. The transcript has 6 exons. Gene Ontology annotation, biological process: carbohydrate transport. The record is from RefSeq and is a predicted model, not a curated record. Gene Ontology annotation, cellular component: membrane. Lineage: Eukaryota; Viridiplantae; Streptophyta; Magnoliopsida; Vitales; Vitaceae. Gene Ontology annotation, molecular function: sugar transmembrane transporter activity.